AUGGAAGAAAGAAUUGACGUAAGAGAAGAACCCGGUGACAGACAUGGCUCAGUUCAUUACGUUUCAAGUGACGAUUAUAUUUACAGUAAAGAUCGUGGAAGGAAGGAAAUGGUGUAUUUUAAAUGUCGACAUUUCGAAAGACUUUCUUGCGGUAGCAGAAUGAAAUCCGUUGACGGCGUUUUUUACAAAACUGGACGGGAGCACAAUCAUGGCCCUGAAACACAAGAAUUGCGCCGGAUUGCUGCAGUCAACGAAUGUGUUCGCUUGGCUGGAAAACGUCACGGAAGUCUGAAAAAAAUUUUCGAGGAAGUCCGUCAACGCACCAAUGUCACGUUGACUUUUGACGCUGCGCUUGAAAAGCGCAUGCAAGUUGCUCGUAUGAAAAACCAUCCACGUAUACCAGAGACAUAUGCAGAGAUGACGGAUAUUCUCACCAAAUAUUCGAAAUACGGGAAAACCAAAAAGGGUCACAAUUUUUUCAGUGGAUGCGUCGAAGAGGAGACCGAUGGCGUUAGAUCGUUUGCUUUUAUCUUCUUGUCCUUGAACAUUAUGUCACUGCUUUCCGAGGUGACACAACUUGCUUCCGACGGCACCUUUCGUAGCUCACCAAGUAUGUUUCAGCAGCUAUUCACCAUCCAUCCUGCUAUUCUUAGUUCCAUGGGCAGUGCAUUUCCGAACGCCAGACCGCGCGGUUGCUGGUUCCACUACGGACAAGCAAUCUUCCGGAAAACGCAAGUGUUUGGCCUUCAGCAGGAAUAUCAGAAAAAGGGGGUUGUUUACCUUAUCGUGAAGCAAUUAAUUGCGCUCGCCCUCUUACCGGAGAACGAAAUCUUCCAGGGAUUUUCGGAUAUCAAAAGAAAAUAUGCGGAUGAACUUUCCAACCAACCCCAAGUCGUCCAAGAUGCCGUCAAGUUACUCUAUGCUUACUACAUGAAUUAUUGGCUUCUUGAAGUUGAACCGGUAACAUACAGCGUCUAUCGUGACCACAAUCGAACAAACAACGCCAUCGAAUGCUGGAACCGUUGGUUCAACGAGCGCGUCCUAGUUGCUCAUCCUGGUUUCUUCGAGUUCAUGACUUUUUUGAUUGACGCCAAUGACUGCUCUAAACGAGAUUUGGAAGGACUAAGAAGGGGCUUGAGUUUAUCCCGCGAUAAAUCUGCUUCUUACCGUACAGUCGAUAGAAAGUUGAUGAAACUUUGGGAAGAGUUAGAUGACAAAACCAUAUCCCGUGUUCUUUUUCUGGAAUUGGCCUCUAAUUUCUUUGAACCUGAUCGGACAUUGCCACGUCCCACCUUUGACACCACUAGAGCUCCGGCAAGACCAAGGAAUCGCCAAGGGCAGCAACGACUUCGAGCUGGAGCAGCACAGCCGAGGACUAAUAGAGCCAGACCAGCAGCUCCUGCUCCAGAUGCUCCUGCUUUGCCACAGCAAGCCGUGUCGCAAGAGCAAUCUUUGACACCACUGGCUGCGCCAGUAGCACCUCCACGAACUCGACGAAACGCCACUCGACCCGCAAUCACUGCAACGGCUGCGGAACCCAUUGCUAAUUCCACGACUUUCGAGCCCAUCGCUUCUACUUCAUCGAAUAACCGUUCGAAAAGAAGAGUCGACAUCGAUGUUAGUGACAGUAGCCGCCCCAAGCGCAUCUGUAGAAUGCCUACUCGUUUUAAUGAUUUUGCUGUUUCGGAGCACCCAUCGACUUCUGCAGACAAAUCACGAACUUCACCACGUCAAUCUCCUGUCUCAGAGCAAAUUAGAAUAUACUGUCGAAGUAGUCUUGCAUUUCUUGUCGAAAUAUGUCGCCACCUGUCGAAAGAAAGUCGAAUAGGUGUCGAUGUAAAGUUUUGUCGGGCGAACGUCAGCAUCCCCCUAGUUCGGAAUCUUUUGAAGCAAACAAGUCGUGGAAGUCAUUUAGUAAUUUAG
Messenger RNA from Daphnia magna, 1923 nucleotides. RefSeq lists its product as uncharacterized. NCBI's taxonomy places the organism in Eukaryota, Metazoa, Arthropoda, Branchiopoda, Diplostraca, Daphniidae. The transcript is spliced from 12 exons. Bases 1 to 1923 code for a protein of 640 amino acids. The record is from RefSeq and is a predicted model, not a curated record.